AAUGCGCAUGAUCAACUCCAAAUCAUCAACACCUGAAACACACAUCACAUAAAAAACCUAAAAAACUAACCAUUGCUUGUGAAUCCGUAUUUUACAGUGGCUGUGACAUCUUGAAGUUUAUCAAAUAAAGUUCUAUAAUAAAUAAAUAAUACAAAACUUUUAAUAAAAUGUCAGGUAAAUCAAAGCCAUUUACAAAAGAGGAAGAGUUGCUUCUUCAAGAUUUUUCAAGAAAUGUAUCAACAAAAUCAUCAGCACUUUUUUAUGGCAAUGCAUUUAUUGUUUCUGCAAUUCCAAUCUGGUUGUUCUGGAGAAUUCAUCUCAUUGAUCUUUACUCAAAUCUGAUUUCAUUUUUUGUUAUUACUUUGAUCAGUACAUAUGCACUUGCACUUGCUUACAAAAAUACAAAAUUCGUCUUGAAACACAAGAUUGCAGUAAAGAGAGAAGAUGCAGUUGCACGUGAAAUGAGCAAAAAAUUAUCAGAAGAUAAAAAAAUGAGCAAGAAAGAAAAAGAUGAAAGAAUAUUGUGGAAAAAAAAUGAAGUUGCUGAUUAUGAAGCAACAACAUUUUCUAUUUUUUAUAACAAUGCAUUAUUUUUGGCAAUUGUUAUCUUAACAUCAUUUUAUAUAUUAAAAACAUUUUCACCAGCAUUUAAUUACAUUUUCUCAGUUGGUGCAACAUCUGGACUUUUGGCACUUUUAUCAACUGGAACACAGUAAAGUUAACAGAAUAUUAUAAACUCAUUAAAAUCAUUAAUAAAAUCAAAAAAAUUUAACAAAGUUUUUCGUUUUUUGAUUAAUAAAAUUAAAGUAUAUAAGAAAAAAAAAAAAAAGAUAAAAUUGAGUAAUAUUAAUUUUGAUACGAAUGAGUGUAAAAUGUUGAUUUAAAUACAUAUUUAUUUAUAAUCAUAAU
Molecule: messenger RNA, 909 nt
Organism: Aphidius gifuensis
Lineage: Eukaryota; Metazoa; Arthropoda; Insecta; Hymenoptera; Braconidae
Product: translocon-associated protein subunit gamma
Exons: 3
Coding region: 168-716 (182 amino acids)
Biological process (GO): SRP-dependent cotranslational protein targeting to membrane
Cellular component (GO): membrane; endoplasmic reticulum
Source: RefSeq, a predicted model, not a curated record